This is a messenger RNA of Lichtheimia ornata, 546 nucleotides long. RefSeq lists its product as uncharacterized. Lineage: Eukaryota; Fungi; Mucoromycota; Mucoromycetes; Mucorales; Lichtheimiaceae. Bases 1 to 546 code for a protein of 181 amino acids. Gene Ontology annotation, molecular function: tubulin binding. The record is from RefSeq and is a predicted model, not a curated record. Gene Ontology annotation, cellular component: cytoplasm; prefoldin complex. Gene Ontology annotation, biological process: tubulin complex assembly; protein folding; microtubule-based process. The transcript has 5 exons.
AUGGCAGCCAAGAUGGACACCAAUCCUCGGGGUAUCCCCAAAUCUCCCUUUGUUGAACGCGUUGAAGACUAUGUAUCCGAUGCCGAACCUGCCGAAGUCGUCUUGCGUAAAUUCCAAGAAGCCAUCAGCAAAUACAAGUUUAUGGAAGUCAACCUGUUACAACGUCGCAAAGUGCUCGAAGACAAGAUACCAGAGAUCGAAAAGACGAUUGCCAUGGUCGAGUUCUUGACUGAGAAGCAACAAGGUGGUGAACCAGUGUACACGGAUUAUGAAUUGAAUGAUACAUUGUAUUGCAAGGCCAAGGUCGAGCCAUCAGGCACUGUGUAUCUUUGGUUGGGCGCCAAUGUCAUGCUUGAAUAUACCUUUGAUGAAGCCAAGGAUUUGUUGUCAUCCAAAUGUGAAACAGCAAAGACAUCUUUGAAGAACACUAUCGAGGAUUUGGAGUUUUUGCGAGAUCAAAUUACGACCAUGGAAGUUAACACUGCACGAGUAUACAAUUGGGAUGUCAAGCAACGACGACAAGCACGGGAACAAGGAGCAAAAUAG